Molecule: messenger RNA, 1728 nt
Organism: Cololabis saira (Pacific saury)
Lineage: Eukaryota; Metazoa; Chordata; Actinopteri; Beloniformes; Belonidae
Gene: ctsba
Product: cathepsin Ba
Exons: 11
Coding region: 107-1099 (330 amino acids)
Biological process (GO): regulation of catalytic activity
Cellular component (GO): lysosome
Molecular function (GO): cysteine-type endopeptidase activity
Source: RefSeq, a predicted model, not a curated record
AUUACCGCACACACCUGGACCUGGACCGGCAGGGAGAGGAUCUGGGUCUGGAGCUGCAGAGUUACACCAAGUUCACGGCAACACCUGGGCAACAAGUACAGGUAAAAUGUUGCAUGUAGCCAUCCUUUUACUGGCUGGCAUCUUGUCAGUGAGUGUGGCGAGGCCCAGCCUCCCUCCACUGUCCAGCGAUGUGGUCAACUACAUCAAUAAGAUGAAUACCACUUGGAAAGCUGCUCAUAACUUCAAGAGUGCUGACUACAGUUAUGUCCAGAAACUGUGUGGUACAAAGCUAAAUGGACCUAAACUGCCCACCAUGGUUCAGUAUGCAGGAGACAUGAAGCUGCCUGAAGAGUUUGAUGCCAGACAGCAGUGGCCUAACUGUCCUACUCUGAAGGAAAUCAGAGACCAGGGCUCCUGUGGAUCCUGUUGGGCAUUUGGUGCUGCAGAGGCCAUCUCUGACCGUGUUUGCAUCCACAGCAACGCACUUGUCAGUGUCGAGAUCUCGUCUCAGGAUCUGCUGACCUGCUGCAGUGAGUGUGGCUACGGAUGCAAUGGCGGUUACCCUGCAGCAGCUUGGCAAUUCUGGACACAAGAAGGAUUAGUUACUGGAGGUCUUUAUGACUCCCAUGUUGGUUGCCGGCCCUAUACUAUUCCUCCGUGUGAACACCACGUGAAAGGCAGCAGACCUCCCUGCACUGGAGAGGGAGGGGAGACGCCAAAGUGCGUCAAUGUGUGUGAUGCUGGAUACACACCAGGCUACAAGGAGGACAAAUACUAUGGUAAAACAUCUUACAGUGUGUCACCCAAUGAGAAGCAGAUCCAGGCUGAGAUAUACAAGAAUGGGCCAGUAGAGGGAGCCUUUACAGUCUAUGAGGACUUCCCUAUGUACAAGUCUGGAGUGUAUCAGCACGUGUCAGGUUCUCUUCUUGGUGGACAUGCUAUCAAGAUCUUGGGCUGGGGAGUCGAGGGCAGUGUUCCUUACUGGCUCUGCGCCAACUCCUGGAACACUGACUGGGGCGAUAAUGGCUUCUUUAAAAUCCUGCGUGGAUCUGAUCACUGUGGUAUUGAAUCUGAGAUUGUGGCCGGAAUCCCCAAAUAAAACCCAAGGUUUCACUUGAAGUGUCAUUGCUUCAUCACUAGAGGGCAACAGACUGCAUUCACCUGCCAAAAAACAAUUCACUGCUUUUUGUCCUUAAAGUGCACACAGCAUGACAUUAUAAACUCGAGCUGCCUACAUUAAUUUGAAGAUGGAACUAGAUGCAAUGAGGCUUGCACAAAUCACCAAUUGACGGAUGGGUCUUCAAGACCAACCUGUUAACAGGUUUUGUCGCCUUGUAAAAAUUUGAAUGGGAAGAGUUUGAAUCUCGCAUGCAUUUAAUUUUAAGACAGUCGCUUUAAAGUAGAUAUGUCAGUGUUUUUGUUUUUGUUUUUUUUUAGCAAUGAAACUUUGUGCCAUUUUAGAAGUUAAACACGAUAAGAUUGACAUUUUGCGUUAGCACCUUGCAACUGAUUUUAAAACUACCCAAAUAAGCGGAGGUGUAUCUAAAUGUGUACUGUUUUUUAGUGAUUACAGCGUUUUACUCAAGUAUUGUCUGUAAGUGGUAUCUGUUAUUGGUUUUAAACUUUAGUAUGACAGAUCAAGUGAGGUUUUUUUGCACUGCCUGUACAAAUUGUAAUGUUCUGAAUUUCAUAAAUAAAUCAUUGGAUCUAUGGUUUGUGUGUGUAACU